AUGGCCGACUUCCCGGACGCCCCGACCACGGCUCCUUCUGCCAACGGUAACUCCUACAUCCAGGCCACCAAGGACAACGCUGCUGCUGCCUACCAGCAAAUUUCCAACGGCCCUGUCGCCCAGAAUGUCAAAGACCAGUCCGCAAAGGCUUCCGUCGAGCUCGGUAACCUCGCCGCCUCUCGCAGAACUCCUUCCAACCCCGCGGCCACUGGCCAACCCUUGACUCACUACCACUCCUUCUUUUUCGAGCUUAUCUCGUGGAACAACCCUCGUGCCUCCGCCAUUGCUUACGCCUCCAUCGUCACAUUCAUCUUCGCUGCCCGCUACCUCGAUAUUCUGCGGUACAGCUUGAAGCUGACCUGGAUGGUGCUGGGCACCACCGUUCUGGCCGAGCUCGCUGGCAAGCUCGUCCUCAACAACGGUCUGGCCACCCAGCUCCGCCCUCGCCGAUACUACGUCAUCCCCAGAGAUACACUCGAUGCGAUGAUUGGAGACGUCCACGAGCUCAUCAACUUCUUCGUUAUCGAGUCUCAGCGCAUUCUCUUUGCUGAGAACGUUGGUGCUUCUGCUGCUGCCUUCCUUGGUGCCUUUAUCGCCUACUACCUCGUCAAGAUCGUGCCAUUCUGGGGUCUUUCUCUCAUCGCCACCACUGCGGUCUUUGGAAUUCCCCUGAUUUACACCUCCAACCAGGAGCUCAUUGACGCUCAACUGAAGCAGGCUGGCGAGGUAAUCAACCAGCAAACAAGCCAGUUCCGCAGCGUUGCAAGCAAGCACACUGCCCAAGCUGCCGACAUCACCAAGCAGUACGUGGGCGACUACACUGCCAAGGCCCAGCAGUUGAUCGGCCGUCGCUCCGCCUCUCCCGAAGCUGCCCCCAAGUCCGCCCCCACUCCUGCCCCUGCCCCUGCUCCUGCUCCUGCCGCCCCCGCGGUCAAGGAGAACGACUUCCCCGCUGCCCCCAGCACCGAGCUCAAGAACGAGGAGCCCGUUGUUCCCGACGAGAAGACCCCCAUGGUUGCCUCCUAA
Molecule: messenger RNA, 1026 nt
Organism: Colletotrichum truncatum
Lineage: Eukaryota; Fungi; Ascomycota; Sordariomycetes; Glomerellales; Glomerellaceae
Product: cell lysis protein
Source: RefSeq, a predicted model, not a curated record